AUGUCUGGUUUCCUUCCUCAUGUUGCAAAUAUAUUUGGUCACGUGACAAGUAUAUUUAUUUUGUGUCUAUUUUCGACUUUCGAGACUUUUCCUUGUGAGGUGUUGUCGUAUUUGUGAUAUUCAAUUCUCAAUCAAUCUUUUUUUAGCCCACGUCAACUGCGCCAAAAGGACGGACAAAAACGUGACGGUGUACGACCGAAGGCACGCUUGUCUUUUCUGUGGUGAGCUAUCGUCGAAAAUUGCAAGGCACAUAACCACGAAACAUAAAGAAGAGAAAGAGGUAGCUGUGGCCUUGCCAUUUCGCAAGAAAUCAAAAGAAAGAAAAAAGGAAUUGACAAGGCUACGGCUCAAGGGGGAUUAUCACCACAAUAUGAAUACGCUGGAAAUUGGCGAGGGUGAGUUGGUGGUAGUGAGACGACCUGGACAAGACGUGUGUUGCAAUGCUGAGGACUUCCUUCCUUGCGAGUUUUGUCUGGGUUUCAUGCGCAGACGAGAUCUGUGGAAGCACCAAUUAGCGUGCGAAUUCAAAUCAAAGACCCUUGCCGAGCACAGCGGCAAGAAACAGCAGGUUCAACGAAAGGCAAAAUCGUUGAUAGCGUCGGCAAUUACUGGGAGCAACAACGAGAGGUUGAAUAAAAUCAUUUCUGCGAUGAAAUACGAUUCUAUUUCGGACAUUGUCAAGAAAGACAAACUAAUAAAGGAUUUGGGAGGUUUGCUUAUCCAGAAGUGUGGACUUAAAAGUGGCGAUGUAUCACAGAAAAUGAGAGAGCUGGCUUGAUUAGUAGAAUGCCUCAUGAAAAUUGAAGAAAACAAGGAGGUUCAGUUGUACGACUACAUGAAGCCUGAAAAAUUUGACACGAUUGUCAAAGGUGUAAGAAAAGCCUCAUUGAUGGUGAAGAAGGUCAAUUGGAAGUUGGCAUACCAUCACUUGCGUUGAAGUUGGGGUACUCCUUGUCGAAAUGCGCUACAUGUACGGUUGCACAUGGGUUGCGUAUAAAAGACGAGUCAAUAAGAAAAGACGCAAAGAAUUUCAAGACAUUAAUGGAAUCAGAAUGGGAAUAUCGGGUGUCCCACCAUUCAUUAGCCACCCUACAUGAAUGGAGGUUCAAUAAAGUUAACGUGCCACCCCUGGCAGAAGAUAUUGCCAACCUUAGAUCCUUUGUGGAUAGAAGAAUUGGCGAGGAAUCCGAUAAUCUAAAGCGUAAAAGUCCAACAAAGAAAAGAUGGACCUUGCUGGCAAGGUUAUUGCUGGCGAGGGUGUUAAUGCUCAAUAAGAGGCGAAGCAUCCAAGCUGCUUUUGCAGGAAUACAAAGGAAGACCUGUCUGGAGUCAAUCAGCCAGCUCAGAAAUUCUGGCCAGUUUGAGUCCCUUGGAGCGACAGUUGUCUGA
This is a messenger RNA of Paramuricea clavata, 1389 nucleotides long. The record is from the annotation of a GenBank genome assembly. NCBI's taxonomy places the organism in Eukaryota, Metazoa, Cnidaria, Anthozoa, Malacalcyonacea, Plexauridae.